AUGGCUCUAGUCUCGAAUGAUCCCAGUUGGUGGCCAUUCAUCAAUGCGGAUAUUAUUUCCUGCUAUUUUAUAGUUGUCGCCUCUGUCGGGGUAAUGUACGAUUGGGGACUUACGUUUGGACAAGAGAUUGAACUGAUCUGGAGACAACGCUGGUCCCUAAUGACCUUUCUCUAUCUCAGUGUGCGCUAUGCUGGAAUAGGAUACGUUGUGUACGUUUGGAAGUUUCAGCCAUUGAUGUUGCGCUCAUUACCUGCUUCUCGCGAUCAGGGUCAAUAUGUUGAUCAGUUUACCAACUGUUUCGAUGACAAAUGCAGCCGUAUCAUGUACGACGCACUCGAUUUGACAGAUGUGGUUUUAGAUGCAAUAAUGGGCGUCAUCAUGAUCAUUCGGUUACAUGCUAUGUAUCAGCGAUCCAGAAAGGUGCUGAUAUUUCUCAUCGUCAUCUUUGUGGCCAUCAGAAUCGCCAUCGCAGUGAUGAGCGUAAUAUUUGUGAUGCAGGUUUCAGGGGAAGAAUUCAUUCUCUCUGGCACCUAUCAUUGCUUGAUUGGCUACGCGGGAGAUUCCCUAUUUCUGGUUUCCAUGACUUGGAUACUUGGGACUAUAUGGGAGGUCAUUGCACUGUGCCUCGCGGCCUGGAUUGCUGUGAAGCACUUCCGUGAACUACGACAACACUCAACAGGUGAUAUUAUUGAGGACUGUUUCACGGUGUUAAUGAAAACUCACGUGAGUUACUUUGCGAGUUUUGUGGUUAUCUCUUGCUUCCGGACCAGUUCAUUCUUUCUGACGAACCCAUUUUCCCUGGACACUGAGAUUUAUCUUGGUUUCGCUCAGAUAUUCCAUUUUGUGGAGCUAUUUGUGCUGGGACCGCGCCUCAUCCUCGGUGUUCGAGAAUUUCACGCUGAGCUCGUGGCCAACUCUGAUGAAGCAACCGCCAUGACUUCAAUUGCUUUUCAGGAGCACGUCCAUGUGUCAACCAGCAGCAGUGUGUAG
Suillus subalutaceus is the source of this 990-nucleotide messenger RNA. RefSeq lists its product as uncharacterized. The coding region runs from base 1 to 990 and encodes 329 amino acids. The record is from RefSeq and is a predicted model, not a curated record. The transcript has 12 exons. Lineage: Eukaryota; Fungi; Basidiomycota; Agaricomycetes; Boletales; Suillaceae.